GAUCACAACUACUGGUCGAACAAAAAUAGCAACGAAGUAGAAGUAAUUCAUAAGCACCGCUACUGUGAUAAUCCAAGAGGGCAACAUAGUUAAGCACUGACUCAACAUGACAGAGGGGAAAAAAGUAUUCUUAGCAAGAGAAUUCUUCGACCUUGUCGAUGAACACAAAACAAUGAUGAUCGAAGAACUCGCAAAAGCAGUUUCAAUUUCCUCCGUUUCUGCUCAACUUGAUCAACAUCUCGAUGACAUCAUUGAAAUGAUGGAAUGGACUAAUUCCUACAUUCAAAGGUUGGGCGGUUCUACGACAAUGGUUCCAAAUCCCUUGACAACUUCGGAACGUCCCUUGCCCCCCAUUCUUCUUGGCGAAUUUAAGACAAACGACCCAUCAAAGAAAACUGUAUGCGUUUAUGGGCAUCUAGAUGUACAGCCCGCAGCAAUCGAAGAUGGUUGGGAUACAGAUCCUUUCGUUUUGACUGAAAAAGACGGCAAACUUUUUGGGCGGGGCUCUACCGAUGACAAAGGGCCGGCACUCAGUUGGUUGUGGAUCAUUUAUCUGCACCAAAAACUUGGAGUUGACCUCCCUGUAAAUAUUAAGAUCUUAUACGAGGGAAUGGAAGAAAGCGGUAGUUUGGGAAUAUUUGAGCUCAUCCAAUCCGAAGGGAAGCCUGGAAAAUUUCUUGACGAUGUUGAUUUCUUUUGUAUCAGCGAUAACUACUGGCUUGGCAAAACAAAACCAUGCCUAACUUACGGACUCCGAGGUCUGGCCUACUUUGAACUUUCAGUUGAAGGCAGCACCAAGGAUCUUCAUUCCGGUGUUCUUGGAGGAACAGUAUUCGAGCCAAUGACAGACUUGAUCUCCUUGAUGGGGACGUUGGUUGAAUCUUCAAGUGGUAAAAUACUUGUUCCUGGUGUUUAUGACAGUGUAGCGCCAGUCACACCUGAGGAAGAGGCUUUGUAUGAAACAAUAGAUUUCGAUUUGGAAAGCUUUAAAGAGGAGAAUGGAAUUAAAUCAAUCAGCGACAAACUUUUAUGCCACGACAAGAAGAAUCUUUUGAUGAAUCGGUGGCGCAAUCCCACUCUUUCAUUACACGGAAUCGAAGGAGCAUUCAGCGGAAAAGGGGCAAAGACAGUUAUUUCGAAAAAGGUGAUUGGAAAAUUUUCGCUUCGAUUGGUUCCAGACCAAGAUCCCCAAAAAAUAGAAGAGCUCGUCAGAAACCAUCUCCAGAAGGAAUUUUUGAAGUUGCAGUCACCGAAUAAAAUGAACCUCGAAUUGCACCACGGAGCUCAUCCAUGGCUCUCUGAUCCAAAGCACCCCAACUUUGAAGCAGCUGCAAAAGCUAUCGAAAUCGUUUACGAUGGAGUGAAACCAGAUUACACACGCGAAGGUGGCUCCAUUCCAAUCGCGUCCGCCUUGGAGAAUGCAACAGGAAUGAACGUUUUGUUAUUGCCAAUUGGUGCCUGCGACGAUGGCGCGCAUUCGCAGAACGAAAAAUACAACGUCGUUAAUCUUUUGAACGGGGUUAAAGUAUUGGGUGUGUACCUUCACCAGCUCGGGAAGGUGGAGGGACCCAAACCAUCGUCAUGCAAGUGCCCCUUGUUGACCGACGAAGAAUUGAUGAUACCGGGUGCUUUUGUGCGUGGCUUUGCUUGCAAGUGUGUGAUGUAAACCCCACUACAGCCAUUGAUCCUUAGAAGCACUUGUCGUCGGGAACAAAUGAUAUCACGAGAUGACAUAUUACGACGCUCGAGACAGAAAGAAAAUUACUAAUCUUCUUAAUAUAGUAUUGUAGUUACC
Pseudo-nitzschia multistriata is the source of this 1795-nucleotide messenger RNA. The record is from the annotation of a GenBank genome assembly. Lineage: Eukaryota; Bacillariophyta; Bacillariophyceae; Bacillariales; Bacillariaceae.